This is a messenger RNA of Phlebotomus papatasi, 2506 nucleotides long. Its product is annotated as probable peroxisomal acyl-coenzyme A oxidase 1. Gene Ontology annotation, cellular component: peroxisome. NCBI's taxonomy places the organism in Eukaryota, Metazoa, Arthropoda, Insecta, Diptera, Psychodidae. Gene Ontology annotation, biological process: fatty acid beta-oxidation using acyl-CoA oxidase; lipid homeostasis. The transcript has 7 exons. Gene Ontology annotation, molecular function: FAD binding; acyl-CoA oxidase activity; fatty acid binding. The coding region runs from base 284 to 2326 and encodes 680 amino acids. The record is from RefSeq and is a predicted model, not a curated record.
UAUUCCCAAAACAAUCUUGAAAACAUAAAAAAAAGUUUUGCGUGCGCAUCAGUUAAAUAAACUUUUCACCUAUUUCUCGAGAAUUAUCAACAAUUUACAAGUGCUCUAUUGAUAGACCAAUCACUGGUGAACCUUGGGAUGUAGUGCAAAUGGUCUGUUUUUUUCAGCAGACGAGAUAAUCAAAAAUUGCGUAUUUUCGAGUGGAUGCGAGUGUAUUUGCCGUGGUCAGACGGACUCUGCGGGUGCAUGAGUAGUGAGACAGUCAAUUGCUAACGCCCAGACAAUGACGACGUCCAGCAACAUCAGUCCCAGUGGGAACAAAGUUAAUCCCGAUCUCGAGAAUGAGAGGAAGAAGUGUACAUUUCUCGUGGAGGAUUUCGCAGAAUUCUGGCACGGUGGCAAGGAAAAACUGGCAGAGAAGCGCUGGAGAGAGGAUUUUUUCCUCAAUGAUCCAGAAUUAAAGUCCGCCGUGCCGCUUGAGUAUUUAUCGCACAAGGAAAAGUAUGAAGAAGCCGUGAGAAAGUCCACGAUUGGCUUCAAGAAGAUUCGGGAAUUGAGAUCAUUGGGAAAAGAUGGAAUUGAUAACUAUAUGGCUUUAUUGAGUGGAAUGUUGGGUUCAGGAUUAACUCCCGAUGGGAAUCCUUUUAGUCUGCACUACGUGAUGUUUUUGCCAACACUCAUGGGUCAGGGAACACCUGAUCAACAGGCUGAAUGGAUGGGAAGAGCAUGGGCUUGCAAUAUUAUUGGGACUUAUGCUCAAACGGAAUUGGGACAUGGAACUUUUAUCCGUGGAUUGGAAACUACGGCAACUUAUGAUCCCAAAACUGAGGAAUUUGUCCUCAAUAGUCCAACAUUGACGUCCUUCAAAUGGUGGCCAGGAGGAUUGGCUCACACGGCUAAUUAUGCUGUGGUUGUGGCUCAGCUCUAUACAAAGGGUCAGAACCAAGGGAUUUUUCCCUUCAUCGUUCAACUUCGUGACGAGGAGACUCAUAUGCCGAUGCCAGGAAUAAAAGUUGGAGAAAUUGGUGCUAAGCUUGGCAUGAAUACAGUUAACAAUGGCUUUUUGGGCUUCGAUAAUGUCCGGAUUCCACGCAAAAAUAUGUUAAUGAAGAAUGCCCAAGUAGAGAAAGAUGGUACGUUCAUCAAGGCACCUUCCUCUGUUCUGACCUAUGGCACAAUGAUGUUUGUGAGGGUUGUAAUUGUCAGAGAUAUGGCCAAUUAUCUCUCAAAAGCCGUCACAAUUGCCGUAAGAUACUCAGCCGUAAGGCGACAAAGUCCUAUCAAUCCUGGGGAACGCGAACCUCAGAUCAUUGAUCAUGUUACCCAACAACUCAAGUUAUUCCCCCAAAUCGCCAAAAGUAUUGCCUUCAGGAUGACUGCUGACUACCUGUGGACCAUGUACAAUCAAGUGACAUCGGAGCUGGACAAGGGCGAUUUGGAUCGCCUACCAGAACUCCAUGGGAUGGCGUGUUGCUUGAAGGCCAUCACAACGUCUGAAGCUGCAGCUGCUGUUGAGAUUUGUCGUUUGGCGUGUGGAGGACAUGGCUACAUGUCCUGCUCAAGCUUCCCGACGACUUACGGACUCACAACGGCAGCUUGCACUUAUGAGGGUGAAAAUACCGUUCUGCUGCUGCAGACGGCAAGAUUCCUGAUGAAGGCCUGGGUUUCAGCGAAAAUUGGAGACAGUUUGGCACCGACUGUGGCAUAUUUGGGAAAUAACUACAAGAGCACUGUUAAUGGGAUUAGACCCAAGUGGGAUAAAAGUAUUCCUGGAAUCAUUAGUGCAUUCCAGACUUGUGCUGCUGGGAAAGUAAAUCUGGCUUUUGAGAAUGUGGAGAGGAGGAAAAAGGAGGGCAUUUCUCAUGAGAAUGCUACCAAUAUGACUUCUAUUGAAUUAGCGUCAGCUGCAGAUGCCCAUGGAAGAGCCUUCCUCAUUCAGGCAACUUACGAAUCCGUACAGGAAUUUGUAAAACAGGUUCCUCCGGCUCUAGGGGAAGUUAUUCAAGAUUUAGUUACCUUGUAUGCCGUGGAUGCUUCUCUACGCUUCCUUGGUGAUCUUUUGAGAUUUGUUGAGAUAACUGAGAAGGAUCUUCGAGAACUUCAGGCAACCCUGGAGACUCUCCUAACACGAAUUCGUCCCAAUGCUGUGGGAAUUGUGGAUGGUUUUGACAUCCCAGAUGAUAUUCUGCAAUCGGCUUUGGGAGCCUAUGAUGGCAAUGUCUACGAGAGGAUUUAUGCAGAAGCCAUGAAGAGUCCUCUGAACCAAGAGCCAGUGAACAAAUCCUUCCAUCUCUAUUUGAAGCCUUUCCUCAAGUCUCACCUCUAGAGGGGAUCAUUGUGGACUCUAUCAGUGAUUUUGGUGCUAUGAUUUUAUUAGAAAAAAAAAAGAUUUUAUUCGUGUUGUAUUAACUAGGUGAAGUAUUUUAUUAUUUUGUACUCGGAAUAUCAAUUCGUUGAAUAGAGAAAUUUUAUUCUUUGCUUGAAAAAAUACGUUUUUAAUUAUUCA